AGAAACACACGGCUAAUUGUUUUCAUUUGCUUCUAAAAAGCAUUCACUAUUAUAGAUUGAUUUAUUCUUGUGCUUCUGCGUGAGAUAAUCUAUGACAGAAGGCAUAUUUUUAGUAAAAGCUGUCAAUUAUCAGUUGUGCUCUAGCUCCAUCGUGUGGUACUAGGGAGAGCGUGCAAAGGUCUCCUGCCGAACAGCAUGAUGUGGGAUUUGUAGUCCAGUCCUUUAAAGGUCUUUAAUUGGGGGUUAUUGUCGAGUUUUUGGAUUUGUAAAUAAGUGAGCCACUAUUAUAAUUUCAGAUAUGAACUAUUCAGAUCUUUAAAUCCAAUUAAAUUCUUCCACAAGCAAGAUGGGAUGACGGUUGACCAUGUGAGACGUCAGCAACUUUCCCAGGAUACUUUGCUUCAUCGUGCGUCCUUCUGCGGCUGUUUCAAACAUGGAGGAGAGUGAGAGGGACAGAAAAAGCGUAAAGCCAGACAGUAAAGAAACGGUACCUGCAACCACUUCAGUACCGCAGCAUGAGCCGGACUCAGCCAGUACAACUGGGGGCGAUGACGCAGAUAAAACAGACGUCUGCUCCGAAAACUUUGACCCACUUUUGGCCUUGUACUCUCCUACCGUCACGCUUCCUUUUCCCAACAUCAAAUGCUUCAACAACGUCGCCGAGUACGAGAGCUUUCUGAAGGGCGGUCGGGGCAGAGCCAAGCCGGAGAAUGUGGAGAAAAAGCGGCUAAAGGCGAUGAAAGGGGUGGCUGACCCGGAACGUAUCGAGAGGCUGAAGAAGCUGAUGGUGAACAACCCGGUGCCCGAUGCAGAGGAGGGGGAGAGCAGCGGCACACCGCGGCGGAGGAAGCAGAAGAUCCAGAAAAAUGUGCUGACGAGGAUGCCCCUAUGCAAAGGCAGUCCUCUGGGUGAACUGCACCGAUGCGUUGAGGAGAGGAUAAGGGUCAAAGUUCACAUCAGGACCUUCAAGGGGUUGAGGGGCGUGUGCUCUGGCUUCGUCGUGGCCUUCGACAAGUUCUGGAACAUGGCGAUGGUGGACGUAGAUGAGAUGUACAGAGACCCUCUUCUCGGAGAGGCGUUCUACCACGAGAAAGCCCUCACCAUUUCACGGCUCUUUGAGAAGCUAAAGCUCCAGGAAAGCUCAGGAGGUGAUGAGCCAGCAAAACAGCACAAAGCCCAGGGAAAAACCGACAAGCAUCAGCCCGCAAACCCAAUCAUGACUCCAAAAAGCCUGUCUGCUCACCUUACCAGCAAGAGAGGAGACAGCAGGACGGAGUCCAAGCUGUCACAAGAUGCUAAAACCAAACAGGACAAACAUGAAAUCUCGAUGAAGGCUCAGGGUCCAGAGACCUGUCAGAAGAAAGACUCCAAGACGUACGGCAAGGUCCACACACGCCACAUCAACCAACUUUUCAUCCGGGGUGAGAACGUUAUCCUGGUUAACCCACAGCCUCUCUGAUGUAUUUUGUUUGAUAUUUACAGCAUCUUAUUUUCAAGGAAGAUGUAACAAAACCACAGUCAGUUCAGUUUUAUUUUACACUGAACAUCUGUAAUAAUAGAUGUGAAACUCUGUAGAUGAACUGCCAGAGAGAGCUCUGAUUUAAUUACGUUCGUAAGAAUCAAACCAGGAGUACUGUUAUAUCAUAUUGAUAUGGAAGUUUUUCUCAAUUAUUUUGAUAUCAGGGAAUAAAAGCUUCUCUGUACUAAUUUUA
Molecule: messenger RNA, 1712 nt
Organism: Thunnus maccoyii (southern bluefin tuna)
Lineage: Eukaryota; Metazoa; Chordata; Actinopteri; Scombriformes; Scombridae
Gene: lsm11
Product: LSM11, U7 small nuclear RNA associated
Exons: 4
Coding region: 434-1459 (341 amino acids)
Biological process (GO): mRNA 3'-end processing by stem-loop binding and cleavage
Cellular component (GO): U7 snRNP
Molecular function (GO): U7 snRNA binding
Source: RefSeq, a predicted model, not a curated record